Messenger RNA from Hibiscus syriacus, 576 nucleotides. RefSeq lists its product as uncharacterized. Bases 1 to 576 code for a protein of 191 amino acids. Gene Ontology annotation, molecular function: RNA-DNA hybrid ribonuclease activity; nucleic acid binding. The record is from RefSeq and is a predicted model, not a curated record. The transcript has a single exon. Lineage: Eukaryota; Viridiplantae; Streptophyta; Magnoliopsida; Malvales; Malvaceae.
AUGUGUAAUGCCUCGUUGGAAUCGGCUCUGCACGCGAUUAAGAAUUGCCCUAAGUUGAAACCUAUCUUCAGUCUGUCGGGUCUACCUCAAGUUAUUGUCGAUUGGGAAGGGAUCUCCUGUUUGGAUUGGUUAAAAUCCACGCUCCCCAAGCUAAACCGAGAAGGAUUUGAUCUAUUCCUCAUGUUGCUUUGGAAUGUUUGGAAUCGUAGGAAUAAAUGGAUCAAUAACACAGAGCUUCAACCAGACAUAAAUGUCAUUUUAAAGGCUUGGAACCUUCUGAGUGAGUUUAAACAAGUUUCUAAUCUGUUCGCUUGCCUUAGCAGAGAGACCCCUCCCCGUCGAAUUCGCAAGUGGUGUAAGCUGGCGCAGGGGUUGAUUAAGAUCAAUGUGGACGGGGCAUUUUAUCACAAAUCCCAUAAGGUCGAUAUAGGCGUUGUGGUUCGAGAUUCGAACGGUAUGGCCCUUGGAGGAAUGACUACUCAGAUUGAUCCUCCUGAUACGGUUGAAUCCACAGAAGCUUAUGCGUUUACACAGGCAAUUAGACUUCUGCCGAGAAUGGAUGGAACAAAGUGUUAA